Myotis daubentonii (Daubenton's bat) is the source of this 2942-nucleotide messenger RNA. It is a transcript of the gene RPP14, whose product is annotated as ribonuclease P/MRP subunit p14. Gene Ontology annotation, cellular component: multimeric ribonuclease P complex; AMPA glutamate receptor complex; membrane. Gene Ontology annotation, biological process: acylglycerol catabolic process; tRNA 5'-leader removal. The record is from RefSeq and is a predicted model, not a curated record. Gene Ontology annotation, molecular function: ribonuclease P RNA binding; monoacylglycerol lipase activity. Lineage: Eukaryota; Metazoa; Chordata; Mammalia; Chiroptera; Vespertilionidae.
GGACGCAGGUCAGCGCGUCGCGCCUUUAAGGCGUCCGCAGAGCCGGGCGGGGGAGCGGAGAGCAGCGCGAGCACCAGCGCGGCGGCCGGACGGACCCUCGGACUGUGCGGGAGUCGGGCUCGUGCGGCGGGACGCAGGCGGCGGAGGUGAGAAUCUCAUUUUCAUCUUCUACCAGAGCCAGCAGCCGUUGGGAAAGAAGGCCGUGCUCCUUGAACAAGUUUCACUCCCGUCACUCUCUCAGCCCCGCAGGCACCAGCCAGCCUCGAAGAGCAGGAUGGACCUUGACGUGGUCAACAUGUUCGUGAUCGCGGGCGGGACGCUGGCCAUCCCCAUCCUGGCAUUUGUGGCCUCCUUUCUCCUGUGGCCUUCGGCGCUGAUAAAAAUCUAUUACUGGUACUGGCGGCGGGCCUUGGGCAUGCAGGUCCGCUAUGUCCAGCACGAAGACUAUCAGUUCUGUUACUCCUUCCGCGGCAGGCCGGGGCACAGACCGACCGUCCUCCUGCUCCACGGCUUCUCCGCGCACAAGGACAUGUGGCUCAGCUUGGUCAAGUUCCUUCCAAAGAACCUGCAUUUGAUCUGCGUGGACAUGCCAGGACAUGAGGGUACCACCCGCUCUCCCCUGGAUGACCUGUCCAUAGACGGGCAAGUCAAGAGGAUACACCAGUUUGUGGAAUGCCUCAAGCUGAACAAAAAGCCGUUCCACCUGAUGGGCACCUCCAUGGGCGGCAACGUGGCCGGCGUGUACGCUGCUUACUACCCGUCGGACAUCUGCAGCCUGACCCUCGUGUGCCCCGCUGGCCUGCAAUACCCAACUGAUAACCAGUUCGUACGACGGCUCAGAGAACUGCAGGAAUCGGCCGCCGUAGAGAAGAUCCCGCUGAUCCCGUCCACCCCAGAGGAGAUGAGUGAGAUGCUGCAACUCUGCUCCUACGUCCGCUUCAAGGUGCCCCAGCAGAUCCUGCAAGGCCUUGUCGAUGUCCGCAUCCCUCAUAACAGCUUCUACCGGAAGCUGUUUUUGGAAAUCAUCAAUGAGAAGUCGAGAUACUCCCUCCAUCAGAACAUGGACAAGAUCAAGGCCCCCACGCAGAUCAUCUGGGGGAAACAAGACCAGGUGAUCGACGUGUCCGGGGCAGACAUGCUGGCCAAGUGUAUCCCCAACUGCCAGGUGGAACUUCUGGAAAACUGUGGGCACUCUGUGGUGAUGGAGAGACCUAGGAAGACGGCCAAGCUCCUCGUCGACUUUUUAGCUUCUGUGCACAGUACAGACAACAACAAGAAGCUGGACUGAGGCCCCGAGCGCAGCCUGCCAUCCGCACGCCGCAUCCGCUCCCGUCUCCAGAUCUGACGCAGCCACCACUUCUCAGGGAUCCUGCCCCAAACGCGGCCGGAGCGCCAGCAGCCCUGAGGAAGCCAGUGCCCUGCCCCGGUCAGACCCACAGAGCUCUGGGGGCUACGAAGAAAUCUCCAAGAUGUUUUUUCAUGAAAUAGAAACUCACAUGGAACAAAAUCAGCAAACCCAGCCUGGAAACCUACCGAGAAGUCUUCAGGUUCGUUCGCGACGCGGUCCCCUUGAACCACAAUCGCUGCGGACAUCAUUUUCUUUGAAACACGUUUUACAGACUGAGACUUGAGGUAUUGCUGUUGCUUCAGACGUUCUCCCCUGCAUGGUCAGCGGCUGUUUUAGGAGCAUUAGCCGCCAUUCGCCGAGCCCUUCUUGUUUAUGUCUUAAGUUUUACAGAGAGGCCCCUAGGUGAGUGCAGUCCGUCAGCUGCAAGACCCGGCUGGGAAGGGGCAGCUGCAGGAGAUGUUUGCACCUGCAGAGGGACAUGGUUCCGCCUCGGCCAGCCCUCGGAGCAGCAGAGAACACACUUCUCCCGUGGGGGUUCCAGCUGCCCCACGUGUCAGCUGUGCCACGAGGGAACCCAGUCACAGUGGGAAGCACACCUGGCAGGGUGGGUUUCUGGUAAUAAUUUAUUUUUAAAAAUAGGUCUAAUGGUCUGGCCCAUGUGGCUCAAUGGUUGAGCGUUAACCUAUGAGCCAGAGGGUCACAGUUCAGUUCCCCAUCAAGGCACAUGCCCCAUCAGUGAUUCUCAUCAUUGAUGUUUCUCUCUCUCUCCCUCUCCCUCCCUCUCUGUGAAAUCAAUAAUUUUUUUAAAAAGUAAAGUCUUUUUUAAAAAUAGGACUAAUGAAGCAAUAAUGUUGUAGACAUCUAUCUAAAUAGCCAGACUCGGGUCCUAAAUGAUCAGACACAAGCACCUCAUGGGCCUGUCCCAGGUGGUGGUGCUACGAGAACCCUUGGAUGUUAACACCAGUGAGCUGAUGAAUUCUGUGAAUUCUGUGAGCAAUCGUGUGCUCGAGAAUCAGUCUCAACAGCUGUAAAUGAUCACAGUGAUAUGAAAUAAACGUAAUAAGCCUAGAUCAACAGCAUGCAGACAGUUACUAUUUCUAAGGUCCUAAUUAUGUGCAACACGGGCAGAUUUUCUGUUCCCUGGGUUAAGUGUGUUUUAAAGUCGGGCUUAUUCUGCCUUGAUCUGUGUGGCUCAGUUGGUUGAACCAUCGUCCAGUACACCAAAGGUUGUGGGUUCCAUCCCCAGUCAGGGCACAUAGCUAGGCUGCAGGUUCGAUUCCCGGGUCGGGGCCUGUACAGGAGGCCACCAAUGAAUGUUUCUCUCUCUCUCAUGUUUACAACUUUUAUUCAGUUGAAGUGGUUUAUGAAAAACAAAGGGCAAGCCCUAGCUGAUGUGGCUCAGUGGAUGGAGCGUCGGCCUGUGGACUGAAGGGUCCCGGGUUCAAUAUCCGUCAAGGGCACAUGCCCAGGUUGCGGGCUCGGUCCCCAGUGGUGGGCGUGCAGGAGGCAGCCAAUCAAUGAUUCUGUCUCAUCAUUGAUGUUUCUAUCUCUCUCCCCCUCUCCCUUCCUCUCUGAAAUCAAUAAAAAUAUUUUU